Messenger RNA from Eimeria tenella, 399 nucleotides. RefSeq names its product HEAT repeat containing protein, putative. The record is from RefSeq and is a predicted model, not a curated record. The annotation marks the transcript as partial. The transcript has 2 exons. Lineage: Eukaryota; Apicomplexa; Conoidasida; Eucoccidiorida; Eimeriidae.
AUGCAGCUGCUGCAGCGCGAGCAGCACCUGCAGCAAGUGCGGCACCAGCAAAACCAGCAGCAGCAACACCAGCAGCAGCAACACCAGCAGCAGCAACACCAGCAGCAGCAGCAGCAGCGUGGGUGUUUGUUGAAAUCUCAGGACUUGAUAGGGGUGUUGGGCCCCCGGUGGGCCGUGGACUCGCUGCUGCCGCGGCUGGCAAUUUGCUUCAGCAAGGCGGGGGCCCCCAGGGGCCCCCGGGCCUCCUUCGACGCUGUGGGGGGAGAGACUGCAGCACCGCUUGCCACUUCUUACCUGCAGCGCAUCGUGGUGCAGCACGCCCUCCCGAAACUCGCCGGAGCCCUUCCCCCCGAGUUGGCUGUGGGGCGCGUCGCCCCCCUGCUUAUUGAGGGAUUGCAG